This is a messenger RNA of Nematostella vectensis (starlet sea anemone), 1892 nucleotides long. RefSeq lists its product as uncharacterized. The coding region runs from base 90 to 1532 and encodes 480 amino acids. Lineage: Eukaryota; Metazoa; Cnidaria; Anthozoa; Actiniaria; Edwardsiidae. The transcript has 4 exons. The record is from RefSeq and is a predicted model, not a curated record.
AAAUACCGAUCUACGAGCUCUGAUCUAAGGAAAAGAGUGGCGAAGCGGGCCUAAAGAGAAGCAACAGGAGUUUGGCAGCAUUGAAGAUAAUGUGCAAAAGAAAGGCUGUUUUUCUUCUUUUGCUGGCGUACGCCGCGACAGUAGCUCCAGAAAGUCGGCUACCAAGUGCAGAAAACCAAUUUGAUCAACAAGAUGGCGAACUCCUGAAACUUCGAGAAGACAAGCAAGCUGUGAAUGAUGAAGACGAAAGAUUUCUGGACGAAGACAAUGUACUGGACGGAACUCCUCACAUGGAUUUUCAGAGCAAAGAAGAAGCGUCACAGAGCCAAACCGUCAACGAAGACAAGGUGCCAACCACAAACGAUGACGACGAAGACAAGGCGUCGACCACAAACGAUGACGACCAAGACAAGGCGUCUACCACAAACGAUAACGAAGAAUUCGAGGAAAUCGAAAAAAACCCUCCGGUAGAACCAGCCGAAUACACUAUUUCUGAAGAGAAGAGAAAGGACCUGCUUCGUCAAAUUAUCGAAGAAGAAAGUACACCCUCUAGUGAUGAAGAUGAUGGCGAUUAUGAAGAGCCUGACGACGACCAGCCUGUCCAUCCAAGCCAUUACAGCGUCCCUGAAGACGAAAUCACAAGCGCCGAUGAAGAUGAAGAUGAUGAUAAAGAUGAAAAAGAGGAUGAAGAUGAACUUGAAGAGAAAGAGGACUGGAGUAAGAAUAAGACGAAGAAGAAGACAAAGGAGAAAACAAAAGAGAAGAUUAAGUCAAAGACGUUACAACGACGGGGACUUUUCAAGAGACAAUACAAGCCGUGGUCGAGAUGGAAAACAUACUCCGUACCGAGAGAGCGGGAAUUUCCUAAUUACUGGCAGACCAAAUGUUGCGGAGGUUGUCUUACAGGGUGUGGCCCGGUUGCUUGGGCAUCAGUAUUUGGCUAUUAUGAUCGGUUAGCUCACAUCUCUCCCAAGUACCACUUCAGCAAAGAGCUUUACCGCUGCCACAACGGUGUUUGGGGCUCUCCGAAGUGCGUAGCACCUAAAAAGGUCACUUGGACUGUACGAAAAUACAUUGAAGCCAUCCGAAAACAAGUAAGAACCUAUUGCAAGAAGGGCUUGGGUUUGACCAACGCAAAAGGUAUGGGAAAAAUCCAACCUUGGUACCGAGCCAGACAGGGUUACGAAGCCUACAUCUCCAAAUAUUGGAAAAAGCUCUCUUAUAAUCUUGGCUGGCCACGGCCUUGGAUCAAACACAAGGCGGCUAAUGCCAUCAAGAAGGGCCUUCCAGCGGUAAUGGCGUUCCACACGAAGAAAAAAGGCAAGGGUCGGCACCUUGCUGUGGCAACGAAGUACAAGCGCAGGUACAGGAAGUGGCGUCGCUGCAUCAAGGUGUUUUGGAAGUGGAAGUGCUUUAAAUGGAGGCAUACCCAAGUUCAAGACAGGUUUUACAUGCACAUGGGCUGGCGUCCCUACAAGAACGGAUGGUGGCUCAUCAAAACCUAUGCUGCCUUUGUGGCACGCAAGCACUAAGAACAGUAAUACACUAUUGAUAAGACGCUUUUAAAAAGCUUUAAUAAGACAAUCCAAACAGUAAGAAAAUAAGCAGAUCUAACAGAUACAUCCGUACCAGCCUGUUCCCAGACGCUGUUAUCGGGCUUCCUGUGCAAGAUGAACCGUGAUGUAGCGUAGGGCCGGGGACUUUGGCUAUCUGUGACGUCACAACUCUUACUAAGCACAGGAAACCUAUAAUAAUCCGAGACUAGGCUGGAGAUCAUAAAGUCAUUGUCAUAGUGGCAACUGUUUACAGAAUGUUGAAAAAUUCAGUAAACAAACCGAUUAAAGCUCAUUGUAUUAAAUGCAGAUUUAAUAUAAAAAAAAACAGAUGGCCCA